UUCCAUUUUAGAAGAAAUUAUCUCACUUCCGGCGACUGUCAGAGCCGCGUACAAGUCAUGUGACCAUUGAGUCUUGAUUUAAAGUUCAACGAGAAUUGACGAGACUUUGACAUUUUGGUCAAAAUGGAGGUCGUCAAGAAAGUCGCCACGGAUGUGGCCCAAAACGUUGCACCGUACCUGGAGGAAGCCAGGCUAAAGGUGAAUGCCUCGUGCCAGCAGUUCGAAGGAUGGCAGAUUAUUGCGUUCACGUUUGGAGUCACUCUUAUGCUCGUCUCUGUAUACCAGUGGAUUUUUGACGAAGAAUACCCCAUAAAGGCAAGAAUUGUGAAGGGCUUUUUCAAGUUCGUAAAGAAUCUGCCAAUCGUCAAGGGUAAAAUUCAGAAGGAGGUGGACAAAAAUGCUAAGGGUGUCGAGGAUGGUUUUCAGAAGGGCAUUGGAAGCCUGCCUUAUGUUAAACGCUUGCCCGCCAAAGGCAUGUCAGAGGCUCAAAUCAUGAAGGAACUGGACAAGUACCAAUCUCUUGUGACAGUGGAGUGGUCCAAGGGAACAGUGUCUGGUGCAGUUUACAACGGAGGAGAGGAACUUACAGACAUCAUCACCAAUGCAUACAAAAAAUUUGCGUGGACUAAUCCACUCCAUCCUGACAUGUUCCCUGACGUUCGCAAGAUUGAGGCGGAGGUGGUGAGAAUGUGCUGCAACAUGUUUAACGGGGACAGCAAUAGCUGUGGAACGAUUACGACAGGUGGAACAGAAAGCAUCCUGUUGAUGUGUCUUGCCUAUCGCAACAGGGCCAGGGAACAAGGCAUUAGAUACCCAGAAAUGAUUGUACCCACAACAGUUCAUGCAGCCUUUGAUAAGGCAGCAGCUAUGUUUCACAUGAAGAUAACUCAUAUACCGGUCGAUCCAAUAACAUGCAAGGUGAAUGUCCGUAAAAUGAGAAGUGCCAUCAACAAGAAUACAUGCAUGUUGGUUGGGUCUGCGCCUGGUUUCCCACACGGCUCUGUGGAUCCUAUGGAAGAAAUAGCAGCUUUGGGUUUGAAAUAUGGCAUCCCGGUUCACACUGACUGCUGUCUAGGUGGAUUUCUCAUUCCGUUCAUGGAGAAGGCUGGUUUUGAUGUUCCCAAGGUGGACUUCCGCGUGCCCGGAAUCACCAGUAUCUCGGCUGAUACACAUAAGUAUGGGUUUGCCCCAAAGGGUUCGUCUGUAAUCCUGUACAGUGACAAGGAGUACAGAAAGUACCAGUUCUUUGUGCAACCCAACUGGUCAGGUGGAAUUUAUGCCUCACCUACCCUUGCAGGCAGCAGGUCUGGUGCCAUCAUCGCCUCGUGUUGGGCGGCCAUGAUGCACUUCGGGGAACAAGGCUAUGUGGAGACCACCCGUCAAAUCAUCAAGACCACUAGAUACAUUGCUGCUGAGCUCGCCAAGAUCCCAGGUCUGUACAUAUUGGGAGAACCACAAGUGUCCGUCGUUGCCGUUGCGUCCCAUGACUUCAACAUCUUCCGACUGUCGGACGCUUUGCAUGACAAGGGGUACUGCCUUAGUGUCCUGCAGUUCCCCUCCGCAAUCCAUCUGUGUGUGACCUUACCCCACACAAAGCCCGGGGCAGCGGAUGCCUUCCUGAAGGAGGCUAGGUCCUGUGUCAAGGAGAUCAUGAAGGAUCCAAAGGCGAAGUGUGGAGGCAUUGGCGCUAUCUAUGGGAUGUCGCAGUCAAUUCCAGAUCGCUCGAUGGUCUCUGAGAUUGCUGGACUGUUCCUUGAUGCCUGCUACAGUACCACGGACCCAGUCGAUCCCAAGGAAACUAAUGGUGUCCAUUAGUUUUUUUGCUGCCAUGAAGCCUGACGUUCUAAUGGUGUUUGUUAGGUCACACCCCAGCGAUACUUUCAGAAUUAAAGGGGCUUUUUCACAGAUUUCGUGUUUGUGAAAAGUGUCAUAAAAAUUAAACUAGUAACUAACAUCGGGUAUUGUGUAAAAUAAUUAUAAUAGUUUAAGGAAAUUUUUAUUGAAACAGUCUGUGUCAGAAAUUAUUAUUAUACAAUAGUCAUAUAGACCAAAUAUUCCUUUAUAGUCCGAAAAACAAUUAUCAUCAUUACAUGAUUCAUAAUAAAUUUGUAAACAAUUGUUAAGUAAGUCUUUCCAAAUAUUUGUAUAAGGCACAGUAACAAAGCACCUAGUUGCGUUUGGAGGUGAAUUGCCCCACCACGUUUCUUUUUUUUUAUUCUUUUAAAUUAAAAGCUUAAAAAUGAAGGAGUUUAAAUGCCAAAUGCUUUAAUUCAUUUAUAAAACACGCAAAUUUCAACAGUUAAAAAUAAUCAAACACCAAUUGUACCACAAGUGACAAUGGUAGAAUAGAAUCUAUUUAAUUUUUUAAAACUCCUACCUGUGCUGGGAAGUUUGAUGUAAUUAUUCUGUAUACUGGUGAGAAUUACCUGACUGACAUUUGGUCUGAUAAGAUUGUUUAAGCAUAAUUGUUGCAAGGAUUUGGAAAUGAAGGCAAAGUUUUAUAACUCAAUUGGACUAAGACCAGGGCCACAAAUUAACUAAUAGUCCUAUAUAAAUUUUGUUGGCAAGGACUAUGCAUUUUUGGUGCAUAUUGAAAUAUAAAAAAAUGCCUUCACCUCAAACUGGAAACCUCAUGGUAUUAGCGAAAACAAACUGUGUCUGCACCAAUCAUGUAAUAAAAAUGGACAGCAGCUUUAUUUUUAACAUCAUGAGGACAUUUUAUCAAAAUUGUAUUUAAAAGUGUUAAAAGCACUUUGUUAUUUCACUGUUAUUUCACUGUUAAAGAAUAUCCAUAAACUAAUCAAUAUUUUUAACAUUUGUCUAUGAAUCAGAAGUGUUAUUUUGCUUAUUUUGAUUUAUAGUGUAUACCUUUUAAUGCCUUCCUUCGAAGAAGGCGGCAUAUUGAUGUGUCACUUGUAACACUUGUCUCCCGACCUAAAAGGUAAAGGUAAAGGUCAUUCUUUAAGGCAAAAUAUGGUCAUAAAACAGCUUGUUUUUGACAUAAAUGGAGUUUAAAACAAAGGUGGAUUUCCCCCGCAACAGUGGAGAUUUUUUUAUGCCCCCUUUAGAAGAAAAGGGGGCAUAUAGUGAUCGGACUGUCCGUCCGUCUGUCUGUCUGUCCGUCUUUCCGUCACACUUGCGUUUAGGUUUCGACAAAUGCUCAUAACUUCUAUGUCCCUUGAGAUAUAACCUUCAUAUUUGGUUUGCAUGUGUAUAUGGACAAGUCCUUUCCAUACGCACACAAUUUUUUACCCCUGUGACCUUGACCUUGAACUUAGGGUCAACGAUUAGGUUUCGAAAUCUGCUUUUAGGUUUCGAAAAAUGCUCAUAACUUCUAUGUCCCUUGAGUUAUAACCUACAUAUUUGGUAUGCAUGUGUAUAUGGACAAGGCCUUUCCAUAUGCUUAAAAAUGUUUACCCCUGUGACCUUGACCUUGAACUUAGGGUCCGCGUUUAGGUUUCGAAAUCUGCGUUUAGGUUUCGAAAAAUGCUCAUAACUUCUAUCAAGCGUUUAUAGGGGGCAUAAGUCAUCCUAUGGUGACAGCUCUUGUUUUUUUUAAGUUGGUUUUUUUCUAAUUGCCAAUUUUCAUAACUAUGAAGAAGUCCCUUAAAUAGACUUUGAGGGGGCAAAAUGGUGUGAUGAUGUCCGUUAGUUCAUACCUCAGACUGACAGUGAGGCAUUAUGGCCAGUUUUCUGGCAGCAUUUGAAAAUUGGCGUGUUUCUAUAAUUUGUCAUUUAAGUUGUAUUAUUUAGUUAGGGAACAAUACUUUUAUCUCUUUCUGUGAUUACUUUAUUUAUAUCAGACACAAAUAUAUCUACAGUGCAUCUACCUUUUUUCACGAGCUUAUAUAGAUCCAGAAUAUUUUAAAUGCACCUUGUAGUGACAACACAUUAUUAUUUGCGUGAUGCCCCAUACCACAAGCCACUCAAUGAUACAUACUCUUUGAAUAAUUUACAAGCAUAAUAUUUUAUAUAUAAAAUAAAUACAAGUUUUUAAGUUGUGAGGGCAUUUAAUGCAAAGAAUUGUGCAAUAUAUGUUAUAUUAUAUUCUUUUAUGAACCCGUUAAAAGAAAACUUGAAAUCCAAAUAUAUUCGAAGUUACGAAAAUAAACAAAAUUACAUGCUAAAGGGAAGUAAUAACGAAUUCAGAAGUUGUUUUGUUUAUUCAAAUUCGUAUUUGUAUAUGGUAUAUGAAAAAGAGAUAAUUUGUUUUGAAUUACUUUUCUAUGCCUAUUCUUUUCACAAUUAUAAGUUUAUAUCAGUAAUGAGAUUGUUUCUGAUCUAUUUAUCUCUUUUUGUUGUGAAUAAUAUAUGCACGUUCAUUUACCUGAAUAAUAUUAUAAGGAACCAUUUUCUAAAGAUAUUUUGAAGGCUUCUUACUAUGAUAAAAUGGCAAAUACAUUUUUCUUUAAUUUUUUGUUAUGAUUUUUAGAGUGUAAACAUAGUAUCAUGCUAUUUUUUUUUCCAAAACUACAAAACAUGUUCACAAGUUAAUUGCCAAUGACCUUCUUUAUAUAAGAUGGUUUAACCCGAAUGUGAACAAUAACGUUGUUUUUUAUUAUAAUAGUGUAUUCAAUCAAUGUAUUAUAAAACUUGGUUAUAUAUGUCAGCAUAUUUCCUAAAAUAUUUUUGUCGAUGUAAACUGAUAAACUAUACAAUCAUGUGCUGUCAGUUAUUUUUGGAAUAUUUCUUUUUCCUAUGAAGAUAACAUUAAGACAUAUCGUUCAUGAAAGUUUUGUGAAUGGUGUCUUAUAGAGGACCAACUUAUAAUUUGUGCGUUCUAUGUGUUUAUAUUUAUAAUAUUUAUAAUCGAUGUCUGAUACUAUCAAUAGACUUUGUUUUUGUAUGUUGUGAUAGAUUGUGUGAAAGAAAACUUAAUUGAAGCUUUCCUUUAAAUAGCGUUGUUGUCGAUCUAUAUAAAACGUUGUCCAGAACCCAUACUAUGAAUGAAUUUAAAGUAAUAGACCUUGCGUGUAUAGUGAUGUAUGCGUGCUGUUCUGCCUUUCAACAAUUCUUUUUGGAACUUGAUAGUGUCCUGAAAAUGAUAUUAUUUUCUGUUGCACCAAUAAAUUACAACGAUUAUUUAA
Molecule: messenger RNA, 5087 nt
Organism: Dreissena polymorpha
Lineage: Eukaryota; Metazoa; Mollusca; Bivalvia; Myida; Dreissenidae
Product: sphingosine-1-phosphate lyase 1-like
Exons: 16
Coding region: 124-1815 (563 amino acids)
Biological process (GO): sphingolipid catabolic process; carboxylic acid metabolic process
Cellular component (GO): endoplasmic reticulum
Molecular function (GO): pyridoxal phosphate binding; sphinganine-1-phosphate aldolase activity
Source: RefSeq, a predicted model, not a curated record